CUCUCAAGUUGACGCGUCAAGCAGUGGAAGUGGGGCGUUGACAUUCUAUUCCUUGAGUUUACAGAGAAUAUCGGGCCGCGGGACAACCUGGAAAAGUACACCGUUAUCGUCUUCCAACUUUGCUUUCCACGUUUUUGUAAGAACAUCACUUAUACAUAUUACCAGGGAACCAGUGGAUUGUGUACUGCUACUGGCUGCUAUGGAUGACAUCUUCACACAAUGUCGCGAGGGAAACUCUGUGGCUGUGCGCCUGUGGUUGGACAACACAGAGAAUGACCUAAAUUUGGGGGACCACCACGGCUUCAGCCCCCUGCACUGGGCAUGCCGGGAGGGGAGGGGCCCGUUGGUGGACAUGCUCAUCAUGAGGGGGGCCCGCAUCAACGUGAUGAACCGCGGCGACGACACGCCCCUGCACCUCGCCGCCAGCCACGGACACAGAGACAUCGUGGCUAAGCUGAUUCAGUGCAAAGCGGACCCGAAUGCCGCCAACGAACAUGGAAACACACCUCUCCACUACGCCUGUUUCUGGGGACAAGACCAGGUGGCUGAGGAUCUAGUGACAUGUGACGCCCAGGUGUGUGUAUGUAACAGGUACGGCCAGACGCCUCUGGAUAAAGCCAAGCCUCACCUGCAGCAGCUGCUACAAGAAAGGGCAGAGAAACAAGGCCAGAGCCUGACCAAAGUUCCUUACAGGGAAACCUUCUGGAAGGGAACCAUGCGCACACGCCCGCGUAAUGGCACUCUGAACAAGCAGGCCGGUGUGGACUUCAAGCAGCUGUCUCUUUUAGCCAAGAUCAAUGAGAACCAGUCCGGAGAGUUGUGGCAAGGACGCUGGCAGGGAGAAGAGAUCGUAGUCAAGGUGUUGAAUGUCAGAGAUUGGACCACCAGGAAAAGCCGGGAUUUCAACGAGGAGCACCCUAAACUUCGAAUCUUCUCUCAUCCAAAUAUCUUGCCGGUUCUUGGCGCCUGUCAGGCCCCUCCCUCCCCCCAUCCCAUAAUAAUCAGCCACUACAUGCCCUACGGGUCACUCUACAACAUCCUGCACCAGGGAACGACACUGGUGGUGGACCAGACGCAGGCGCUGAAGUUUGCCUGGGACAUCGCCAGCGGCAUGGCCUUCCUGCACACGCUGGAGCCAAUGGUGGCGCGGCUCCACCUUAACAGCAAGCACGUCAUGAUUGAUGAAGACAUGACGGCCAGAGUCAGCAUGGCCGACGCCAAGCUCUCUUUCCAGUGUCCCGGUCGCAGCUACUCCCCCGCCUGGCUGGCCCCCGAAGCCCUUCAGAAGAGGCCGGAGGACAUCAACAGGCGCUCAGCAGACAUGUGGAGCUUUGCCGUGCUGCUCUGGGAGCUCGUCACCAGGGAGGUGCCCUUCGCAGAUCUGUCCCAGAUGGAGAUAGGCAUGAAGGUGUCCCUGGAGGGUUUGCGGCCCACCAUCCCCCCGGGGAUCUCCCCCCACGUGUGUAAGCUGAUGAGGCUGUGCAUGAACGAGGACCCGGCCAAGAGACCCAAGUUCGACAUGAUCGUGCCCAUCCUGGAGAAGAUGCAAGACAAGUGAUGAGCCACGCCGCUGAGUGUGAUGCUAGUGAACCGGUCCCCCCCCCGCCCUCCUCCCCGCCCUCCUCCCCGCCCUCCCCCC
Messenger RNA from Gadus macrocephalus (Pacific cod), 1639 nucleotides. RefSeq names its product integrin-linked kinase (gene ilk). The coding region runs from base 200 to 1558 and encodes 452 amino acids. The record is from RefSeq and is a predicted model, not a curated record. Gene Ontology annotation, molecular function: protein kinase activity; protein binding; ATP binding. Gene Ontology annotation, biological process: integrin-mediated signaling pathway; substrate adhesion-dependent cell spreading; cell-matrix adhesion. Gene Ontology annotation, cellular component: focal adhesion; stress fiber. The transcript is spliced from 13 exons. Lineage: Eukaryota; Metazoa; Chordata; Actinopteri; Gadiformes; Gadidae.